Messenger RNA from Mauremys reevesii (Reeves's turtle), 1976 nucleotides. It is a transcript of the gene TNFAIP8L3, whose product is annotated as TNF alpha induced protein 8 like 3. Gene Ontology annotation, biological process: regulation of apoptotic process. The coding region runs from base 127 to 741 and encodes 204 amino acids. The record is from RefSeq and is a predicted model, not a curated record. Gene Ontology annotation, cellular component: cytoplasm. NCBI's taxonomy places the organism in Eukaryota, Metazoa, Chordata, Testudines, Geoemydidae. The transcript is spliced from 2 exons.
GAGGCGGCUGCAUGUGGCGGCGCUGACCCGGCGCCCGGGCUGGGAGGAGACAGGAGCGGAGCCGCCCGCGCUCCCUCGCUCACUCCGCUCUCCCCAGCGCCGGGCUGCACUUCUCCGCGCGGCACCAUGGACUCGGACUCCGCCGAGCUGAGCGAAGGGGAGCUGCUCGCGCCGGCAGGUCCUGAUUGUUUCAGUUCAAAGAACCUUGCGCUGCAAGCACAGAAAAAGCUCCUGAGUAAAAUGGCUACCAAAACUAUGGCUAACAUGCUCAUCGACGACACAAGCAGCGAAAUAUUUGAUGAGUUAUAUAAAGUAACUAGAGAACAUACAAGGAACAAGAAGGAAGCUCACAAAAUUAUGAAGGACUUGAUUAAAGUGGCAAUAAAAAUUGGGAUCCUCUACCGAAACAAUCAGUUCAACCAAGAAGAGCUGGAAAUCGUAGACAAAUUCAGAAAGAAGCUGAAUCAGACAGCCAUGACAAUUGUCAGUUUUUACGAGGUAGAAUACACCUUUGACAGAAAUGUUCUCGCAGAACUUCUGAACGAAUGUAAAGACCUGGUGCACGAACUGGUAGAGCGACACCUGACGCCCAGGUCCCACGGGCGUAUCAACCAUGUCUUCAAUCACUUUGCAGAUGUGGAAUUCCUCACUGCCCUGUAUAGCCUCGAUGGGGAUUGCCGACCGUACCUCAAAAAGAUCUGUGAUGGAAUCAACAAACUACUUGAUGAGAAAAUCCUUUGAAACUUUGCCUUUUACAAAACAAAAACUCAUUCCUAGAGCUGCAGCAAACUGGCCAUACUUGAUGAGUUGUGGCAAAGCUUGUGAGCUUCCUUCCUACCAUCCGCCUACUACAUGGACUUCAUCAGAAACCAGCAUGUGCUCACUUGGCUUAUUAUGAAGGAAAAAAAAACCCAGAAAGCUACAAAUUGCAAUUCUCAGUUCACAGGGAUUUCAGCCUUUUCAACGGAGGGAGCUAAGGGGGAUGCUGAUGCUUAUUAUUCAGAACAAGAUCACAGCACAUCAUAACCUCAGUAUCUGUGUUGGGGUCUUGUUGUGUGAAAAUGAACCUAAACUCAAGACACGUGACUAUGUCAAAGAUAGAAGGGGAAAAGCAGAAAGGGUGUUGCAUGGAAUUGACCCCAAAACUCUUCUUGUAUAUCUUUUUAUUAUUCCUAAAAAAGAUCUCAGAGGCUUAGAUGGAAAGUGGGGGUCUGAUGGGCACAAGUUCUCUCCUUUCAGUAGCGUCAGGAACCAAUAGGAGAGCACAUCUCCAAUUUUGCAGGUGAUUAAGACCAUACUGGAGAGCAGAACUUAAUAAAAGGGGGAGAAGUGAGAGGAGUAGAGAAGCUUCUUUAAGAAGCAUGUUCCCACUAGAGAUUUUUGCUUUGCAUCUAAGAUUAGAAGUGAGAAACUUGUGAUUCUGGAAAAACAGCUCAGUGACUUUAAAGUCAAACAUAAUGAAGAAACUAAAUCAUGAAGUACAACAUUGGCUUCAAUGAUAACCUGCGUCCCACAGGCUCAAGCACACCGUGACAUCAAAUAGGCUUAGAUUAGAGGGCCAUGCUACUUUCUCUGCAAUUACUGUUUUCAGUGCCAGAGCAUAAGUUUCCUGCUGAAGAACACCAUGAUACAAAUGCUGAACACCUGAGAGGAAUAGUGAUAUUACUGGAUCAAUGAAGCCAUCAUCUGUCCCUUCCUUCUCCACUGAAACACCAUUUCCACCUGCAAAUAGCAAAAGCUCUCAAAAGACAAUAUUCAGUGUAUGGAACAACUUUUCAGCCAUGGCUUAGUGUAUGUCCAUUGUAAUUAGUUGUGUUUACAGUCAAAUAGUGAAGUGUGGGGAACGGGGGCCAAGCUGGUAUUUUCACAGUGCCAUCUAUGUAUAGAACAUCCACACCUCUGUAACUAGGGCUUGUUAACAUGGGAAACUUAGGAGCAACAUCAAGGACCUAUUGCAUCUUAUUCUAUACACAUUU